UGGUCUCGAUUGGAUGGUGGCAGCCGAGGAAGAACUGCUCAAGCUGAAAAAUGAUAUGCAAGUCCUGGACAUUCACUUCUUCACCACCCGGAUGGCGUCGGAUCAAUUGGAGAAGGGUUUCCGGCAGAUUCUCCCGUUCGUCACAGCGGCGAUCGUGAUUCUCAUCGCCUUCUCGUCGCUCAGUCUCGUGAGCCUGGACUGUGUGGAAUCGAAGCCGGGCUUGGCCAUCAUGGCCGUCAUCUCCAGCGUCAUCUCCACUGUGGCUUCCAUGGGAUUGCUCAUCUAUCUUCAAGUCCCCUUCAUCGGGCUCAAUAAAAUCGCUCCCUUCCUCAUCCUAGGGAUCGGGCUGGACGACACGUUCGUGCUGGUGGCAGCAUGGAGAAGGACAAACCCGAGGAACUCGGUUGCAGAACGGAUGAGAGAGACGUAUUCUGAAGCGGCUGUUUCCGUCACGAUCACUUCCGUCACGGACGGCUUGAGUUUUCUCAUCGGCGCUCUUACGGACAUCCCCAGCAUCUACAUCUUCUGCAUGUAUACAGGGACGGCGGUGGUGUUCUUGUAUUUCUCCCAUUUGACCUUCUUCGGAGGCUUUUUGGCGUAUGUCGGCUAUGGAGAAAAGGCAAAUCGACACUCCAUCCUCUGCGUGAAGGUUCCUCCUCGCUCCCGGGACGGUAAGAUCCCUCCAGGUCGCAACAUAGAUAUCGCUGUCGAUCCUCCACCUAGCGGGCGCACAUCAACAACUCUUCCAUGGCCGAACAGCGGACUCAACGAGACACGCGAGCUACGU
This is a messenger RNA of Darwinula stevensoni, 787 nucleotides long. The record is from the annotation of a GenBank genome assembly. Lineage: Eukaryota; Metazoa; Arthropoda; Ostracoda; Podocopida; Darwinulidae.